AUGGUCCACGCAAACUUCAAGCUCAACGACCCAUCGCUCCUCAUCUCGACCGGAUGGAUCAACGACAAGCAAGUCAAGGCCGUGUCUGGCCGCAAGCCGUUUGAGGUGCAGGACCCCGCGACCGGCGAGGUCUGGGCGACUGUCGAGAACAUGGACGAGCUCGACACCGACGCCGCUAUCGCUGCUGCCACCGAGGCGUUCCCUUCGUGGUCGCAGGUGUCUGCGCGCCAGCGCGCAAGGAUGAUUCUCGAGAUUGACCGUCUCGUCCGCGAGAACAGGGACGACUUUGCCAAGCUCAUCGUCAUGGAGACCGGCAAGGCCCUUGUCGAGGCGCUCGGAGAGGUCGACUAUGCCACGACCUACUCGUGGCUCAUUGCUGGCGAGGCCGAGCGCAUCCACGGCGACACACUCAAGGCCAACGACAACCCCAACGUGCGCUUCUUCACCCAGCGUGUCCCCGUCGGCCCCGUUGGUCUCCUCUGCCCCUGGAACUUCCCUCUCGUCAUCGCUCUGCGCAAGCUCGUGUCUGCCCUUGCCGCAGGAUGCACUGUUGUGAUCAAGCCCUCGCCCGAGACUCCAUGCACCACCCUGGCGCUGGCCAUUUUGUGCCAGCGCGCCGGUGUGCCCCCCGGCGUCGUCAACGUCGUCACUGCGUCCAACCACACCACGCCCGCAGUGGGCAAGAAGAUGUGCGAGGACAAGCGUCUCAAGAAGAUUUCGUUUACGGGCAGCACUGCUGUCGGCAAGCUCCUCAUGUCGCAGGCCGCGUCCACGCUCAAGAAGUUGACGCUCGAGCUGGGCGGCAACGGCGCGUGGAUCGUGUUUGACGACGCCGACCUCGACAAGGCCGCCGACGCGCUCAUCGCCAACAAGCUCCGCCACGCCGGCCAGGUGUGCGUGUGUGCCAACCGCGUCUUCAUCCAGGCCGGCAUCUACGACGCCUUUGCCAAGAAGAUGGAGGAGCGCAUGGCCAAGCUCAAGUUUGGCCACGGACUCGACGAGGGCGUGACCAACGGCGCGGUGACGACCGAGCGCGGCGCCGCGCGCGCCAUCACCAUCAUCGACGACGCCGUCAAGCAGGGUGCCACCCUCGUCACGGGCGGUAAGCGCUUCGGUACCGGAUUCCUCGUCGAGCCUACCUUGCUCGUCAACACGCCGCGCACCGCGACCGUGUACACCGAGGAGAUGUUUGCGCCCAUCGUCUCGCUGUACAAGUUUGACAACGAGGCAGAGGUCAUCGGCCUCGCCAACGACACCGACAUGGGCCUCACCAACUAUGUCUGGACCGAGAACAUUUCGCGUGCGUGGCGCUGCUACGAGAAGCUCGAGAGCGGAACGGUCGCGCUCAACACUGCCAACGCGUCGACUGCCGAGGCUCCCUUCGGCGGCAUCAAGCAGUCGGGUAUGGGCAAGGAGGGCGGUUUGGGUUACGGUGUCGAGGAGUUUACCGUCGUCAAGCUCGCGGCCCUUACUCUCUCGUCGUAA
Apiotrichum porosum is the source of this 1485-nucleotide messenger RNA. RefSeq lists its product as uncharacterized. The record is from RefSeq and is a predicted model, not a curated record. NCBI's taxonomy places the organism in Eukaryota, Fungi, Basidiomycota, Tremellomycetes, Trichosporonales, Trichosporonaceae. Gene Ontology annotation, molecular function: succinate-semialdehyde dehydrogenase (NAD+) activity. Bases 1 to 1485 code for a protein of 494 amino acids. The transcript is spliced from 3 exons.